Messenger RNA from Ornithorhynchus anatinus (platypus), 4250 nucleotides. RefSeq names its product butyrylcholinesterase (gene BCHE). Gene Ontology annotation, cellular component: plasma membrane. Gene Ontology annotation, biological process: acetylcholine catabolic process; choline metabolic process. The coding region runs from base 97 to 1905 and encodes 602 amino acids. The transcript has 4 exons. NCBI's taxonomy places the organism in Eukaryota, Metazoa, Chordata, Mammalia, Monotremata, Ornithorhynchidae. The record is from RefSeq and is a predicted model, not a curated record. Gene Ontology annotation, molecular function: acetylcholinesterase activity.
GGCUAAAGGCAGCAGCUGCAUACAGCAUCUCACAGAAGUAUUAAGUGAUCUUGACUCCUUAAAACUUUGUCAUCUUUCUAAUAGUGAGAAAUCAGAAUGUGGAGCACUGGAACUAGUGUGCCCUGCCAAUUUCUUACUUGGUUUCUUCUGUCCUGUAUGUUGGUCAGCAAGUCGUACAUGGAAGAGGACUUUGUCAUUACUACAAAGAAAGGCAAAGUCAGAGGAAUGCCCUUGCCAGUCCUCGGUGGCACCGUAAAAGCAUUUCUUGGAAUUCCUUAUGGAGAGCCACCUAUUGGUAGACUGCGAUUCAAAAAACCACAACCCCGAAACAGAUGGUCCAAUACUUGGGAUGCCACAAAAUAUUCAAACUCUUGCUACCAGAAUGUAGACCAAAGUUUCCCUGGAUUUCCUGGAUCAGAAAUGUGGAAUCCAAAUACGAAUCUUAGUGAAGACUGUUUGUACCUUAACGUGUGGAUUCCUUCCCCCAAACCCAAAAACGCUACUGUCAUGGUGUGGAUCUAUGGGGGUGGAUUUCAGUCUGGAACAUCCUCUUUACAUGUGUAUGAUGGCAAGUUUUUGGCUCGGGUUGAAAGAGUCAUUGUAGUUUCAAUGAACUACAGAGUAGGUGCCCUGGGAUUCUUGGCUUUACCAGGAAAUCCUGAUGCCCCUGGGAAUUUAGGAUUGUUUGAUCAGCAGUUAGCACUUAAGUGGGUCCAGGAAAAUAUAGCAGCCUUUGGUGGCAACCCUAAAAGUGUAACUCUCUUUGGAGAGAGUGCUGGGGCAGCUUCAGUCAACUUCCAUAUUCUCUCUCCAAAAAGUCAUCCAUUUUUCACCAGAGCCAUUCUACAAAGUGGAUCAUCUAAUGCCCCUUGGGCUGCAGUACCUCCCUCCGAAGCUAAGAACAGGACACUGACUUUAGCCAAACUUCUCCAUUGCUCCAGCGACAACGAAACUCAGCUAAUCAAAUGUCUUCAGGAUAAACACCCUCAGGAAAUCCUUGAAAAUGAAGUCUCGGUUGUAGAAUAUGAUUCUUUGUUAAAAAUGUACUUUUCUCCAACAGUGGAUGGUGAUUUUCUCACUGAGAUGCCGGACAUACUGAUCCAGAGGAGACAUUUUAAGAAGACACAGAUUCUAGUGGGUGUGAACAAAGAUGAAGGGACAGCAUUUCUGGUUUAUGGGGCACCUGGUUUCAGCAAAGACAAUGAAAGUAUGAUAAGUAGGAAAGAAUUUCAAGAAGGUUUAAAACUGUCUUUCCCAGGAGUUAGUGAACUUGGAAUGGAGUCCAUUUUCUUCCACUACACAGAUUGGGUGGAUGAUCAGAAACCGGACAAUUACCGGGUCGCCAUGGGUGACAUCAUUGGCGAUUACAACAUCAUAUGCCCUGUGAUGGAGUUCAGCAAAAGUUUCUCAGAUUUCGGCAACAACGUCUUUUUCUACUACUUUGAUCAUCGAUCCUCAAAGCUGGCUUGGCCAGAAUGGAUGGGAGUUAUGCAUGGCUAUGAAAUCGAGUUUGUAUUUGGAUUACCAUUGGAAAGAAGAGUUAAUUAUACGAAAGCAGAGGAAAUUCUAAGUAGAUCCAUUAUGAGAUACUGGGCAAGUUUUGCAAAAACCGGAAAUCCAAAUGGGACUCAGAGUAAUGGAACAAGAUGGCCUGUCUUCAAAAGUACAGAACAGAAGUACCUUACAAUGAAUACUGACUCACCCAAAAUUUACACCAAAUUACGGGCUCACCAGUGCCGAUUCUGGAAAACAUUUUUUCCCAAAGUCUUGGAGAUGGCAGGAAACAUUGAUGAAGCAGAACAAGAGUGGAAGGCAGGAUUCCAUCGCUGGACCAAUUACAUGAUGGACUGGAAAAAUCAAUUUAAUGAUUACACUAGCAAAAGGGAAAGCUGUAAAGGUCUCUAAUUAAAAGGCUUACCCAUUCUAGGAUGUCCAUAUUACUGUUGAACCAGGCAAGCAUACCAUUUGUUCUCUUACAUGUCUAGCAAGAAAGCAUUCUAUGUAAAUGAAAUCAAAUGCAGGAGCACAAUAUUAAUUUUUCACAUCUUUUAGGUUGUAUUUUAUCUUAUAGCUCAAUAAACAAUGCCCAGAAAAUACUAAAUUGAACUGUGGAAAUGAAGCCUGUAGAUAAAUUAUGCGUUAUGAGCAUUAGUUGCCUAAAAGCUUUGCUUCAUAGAAACAUUAUACAUAGAAAUUGAAAAUGAAAAUGCAGUUUUCAACAUUUAUGUCAGCCUUCAUAUCUGUAGUCUUGAAAACUACAUAGAUUUUUUAGAACUCUACGAAACUGUAAACUUCAUCAUUUAAAUCAUAUCUUCAUUUACUUGACAGUCUAAUUUAUGUUAUCAUUUUCAUAUUGUCAUUGUGUUAAUGGAAACUUCUGAGAGUUGCAAAGAACAUCUGGCUUUCUACAUGAAGGGUUCCUUUUGGAAGACACAAUCAUCAUGUCAGAUGUUAACAAGUAAAAAUUUCAACUACAGUAUAAGGAUAAGCUUCAACAAUGCAUCAGCUUCACAUCUGAGAACAUUUGGUCAUUUUAGCUAACUUUCCCUUUGAUAAUUAUGAGAUGUUUAUUUGAUGAUUAUUAAGCCAUUAUUAAAGGCCCUAAGUUUGUCCCUGAAUUUUCAAUAUUACAAUUGAUCGACCAACACAACCACAAUCUAUGUUAAAACAAAAUUCUGUAUAUUAAAAAUCUAAGGAUAAUCAAAUGUGUUCUUCUGAUGCCUAGAAGAAUCUGGUAUCAGCAUAUAAAGAGGAAGUCAGAAAUGGUGACUAAGAAAGAAUCAUUAUUUAUACUAUAGUUUUCUUACUCAGCCAGGUGGUCUGAAGGCAAACCUGCCUUCCCAACAUGUUGCAUUUAGAAAAUGAAAGGGUUAAGAGUGGCCUCGCUUGACAUUUGUAACUCUUUCCUCUUGUUUCCUCCACACUUAUGUUCUUUAUUGAAAAUAUUGUCUCUUAUGUAUGAGGAAUGAUAUGACUGCAUUUAUUUGAAAGAAUAAGAUUUCUGUAUAAUUUAUUCAGUCCUUAUAGCAAGGAAGUGACUCACCUCCUUUGCAAUUUCUUCUACUGAUUUCUGAAAAGAUACUUGCUUUACAAAGAAAAGUAUUGGGGAUCUAAUCAUUAACUGUAAGAGGUAAACUUUAGGAAAAUCAUUUUCCUAAAGACAUAUUAAAAUAAAAAAAAAACCAGUCCAUUAUCAGAAAUCUGUUAUAAUUCACAAAUUUGUGUAUGGGGUUUGUAUUAAGAAAUCAAUACAAAUUACAGGGAAUGAGUAGUUUUGGUGGCCUGAAAAUAGUAAGUUUAAACUAUAUACCACUUGAGUUCUCAUGGCUCAUUAAAUAGAAAACUCAUUUGAUGAUCUGAAUAUGGGGGAGAGAAUUUGAAAUGAAUAUAGGGAUCAGAUUUCUAAUCUUUAGUGUGUCAUUGGUGCAUCACUUUGAUGAGUUUUGAUACACUCAUCUCUCAAAUAGGAAAACAAUCAUUUUUCUUUUCUCACAGAUGCUGUUAGGAUUAAUUACCCAGUGAUUAUGAAACUAGCUAAGCAAUGCUAAGCAUUGUUAUUCAUCUUAGAGGAAUUAGAAGACACUUUUCUGCCUCAGAGAAUUACUACCUUAUUUUCAGGAGUUGAUCUUUCCUUUCUACUUGAAUUAAUUUUGCCUUUUGCCUUUGCAGACAGUGCUCAAAAGUCAAAGGUUGUAAAGGAUAAUUUAAAGAUUUAUAAUUCUAUAAAAUGCUAUUAUAAUCACAGCAAUGAUAAUAUCUGCUAUGACCAUAGUAUGUAUCAAACACAGGAUGAAAUGCUAGUACAGAUAGAAUCAGAUCAGGCCUAGUCAUUGUCCCAUAUGGGGCUUAUGAUAUAAGGGGGGGGCAGACCAGUUUCCUCCUAUUAUGGAUGAGGAAACUGAGGCACAGAGAAGUUAAGAAAUUCACCCACUGUCAUCAAGCAGGCAAUGGAAAGAGUGGGAUUAGAACCCAGCUCUAAUUAAGUGUGAUUUUUUUCAAUUUUUUAAAAGGCAUAAUUUGAUUUCCUAUUGUUUAAGUAAUGGAUCAUGUCUGUUCUUACCAAAGAAAAAGAAACUAUUGUAAAUCAACUUCAUUCAUGUAAUCAUACUUAUUGAAUGUUUUCUGUGUGCAGAGCAGUGAAUUAAGUGCUGGGAGAGUAUAGUACAACAACAUACAUAUUCCCUGCCUACAAUGAGUUUACAGUCCAGAGGACUGAACCACAAAAUCUGAAUUAAAUACAUUUCUUCCUC